Molecule: messenger RNA, 3258 nt
Organism: Strongyloides ratti
Lineage: Eukaryota; Metazoa; Nematoda; Chromadorea; Rhabditida; Strongyloididae
Product: Plasma membrane calcium-transporting ATPase 3
Exons: 2
Coding region: 1-3258 (1085 amino acids)
Biological process (GO): calcium ion transmembrane transport; regulation of cytosolic calcium ion concentration
Cellular component (GO): membrane; intracellular membrane-bounded organelle
Molecular function (GO): ATP binding; ATP hydrolysis activity; P-type calcium transporter activity
Source: RefSeq, a predicted model, not a curated record
AUGGAUAAGUGUAAAGGAAAAUAUGGUGUAACAGUUGAAGAACUUCGGACUUUAAUGGAGUAUCGUUCUACUGAGGCUGUUGAGAAAAUUAAUACAUCAUAUGGUAGUAUACAUGGAUUAUGUGAAAAAUUAAAUACAGAUCCUAAUAAUGGUAUUAGUGAAGAUGAAGUUCUUGGAAGGAUGGAUUUCUAUGGUAAAAAUGAAAUUCCUCCACCAAAGGCAAAGUCGUUUUUUGAACUUGUGUGUGAUGCAUUAAAAGAUGCUACUUUGAUUAUUUUAUUAAUUAGUGCUGGUAUCUCUUUAGCAUUAUCAUUUUAUCAUCCAGAUAAUGGGUUAGAACAUGAUGAGACAGAAGCAGAAGCUGGUUGGAUAGAAGGAGCCGCUAUUUUAAUAUCAGUAAUUGUGGUUGUUCUGGUUACCGCUGUUAAUGAUUAUACUAAAGAGAAACAAUUCCGUGGUUUACAAUCUAAAAUUGAAACUGAGCAUAAAUUUUUUGUUUUGCGUAAUGGUAUUUCGAAAGAAAUUUACAUUAAUGAAUUAGUUGUUGGUGAUAUUGCUCAAAUAAAAUAUGGAGAUUUAUUACCUACAGAUGGUAUAUUAAUACAAUCUAGUGAUUUAAAAAUUGAUGAGUCAUCACUUACUGGUGAGUCUGAUCAAAUUAAAAAAUCUGUUGAACAUGAUCCAAUGUUAUUGUCUGGUACACAUAUAAUGGAAGGUAGUGGGAAAAUGGUUGUUACUGCUGUUGGUGUUAAUUCACAGACAGGAAUUAUUAUGUCACUUCUUGGUGCUGCUAAAGAUAAUAAGAAAGAAGAAACUUUAAAUAAUGAUGAAAAAAAAGAAUUAUUAGAAAACUUUGAAUUAGAAGGUAUUUCAAGUAGGGCAAAUGUUGAAGAACUUAAAAAUAAAGAUAAAAAAGAACGUUCAGUAUUGCAAGCAAAACUUACACGUCUUGCUAUUCAAAUAGGUUAUUGUGGAACAGUUGUAGCAAUAUUUACAGUUCUUGUACUUUUUAUAAGAUUCUGUAUUGAUCAUUAUAUAAUUUCAGAAAAAGGAUUUGAUAUUAAUGAUAUUCAAUAUUUUAUUAGUUUUCUAAUUAUUGGUGUUACAGUUCUUGUAGUAGCAGUUCCUGAAGGAUUACCUUUAGCUGUAACAUUAUCUUUAGCUUAUUCAGUUAAAAAAAUGAUGAAAGAUAAUAAUCUUGUAAGACAUCUUGAUGCCUGUGAAACUAUGGGAAAUGCAACAUCAAUUUGUUCUGAUAAAACAGGAACUUUAACAACCAACAGAAUGACAGUCGUUCAAAGUUAUAUAAAUGAUGUUCAUCAUAAACAAAUUCCUUCUUUUGAGAGUAUUGAUAAAUUUACAAGAGAACUUUUAAUAAAUGGUAUUUCAAUUAAUUCUGCCUAUUCUACUCAGGUACAUCCUUCUAAAAUUCCUGGAGGACAAAAAGAACAAAUUGGUAACAAGACAGAAUGUAGUAUGUUAGGAUUUGUUCUUGAUCUUGGGCAAUCUUAUCAGGAUAUUCGUAAACAUUAUCCAGAAGAAAAUCAUUUUAAAGUUUAUACUUUUAAUUCACAAAGAAAAUCUAUGUCUACUGUUAUUAAAAUUGACAAUGGUUAUCGUAUUUAUACUAAAGGUGCAUCUGAGAUUGUUCUCAAAAAAUGUCGCUGGAUGCUUGGUAAAAAUGGUGAAAUUGUCAAAAUGUCACAAAAUCAAAUUUCUGAUAUUUUUAAAAAUGUUAUCGAACCAAUGGCAUCAGAUGGUUUGAGAACGAUAGGCAUUGCUUAUAAAGAUUAUACAAGACAACAUAAAAAUAAAAAUGACAUAUCUUUUGAUGGAGACAUAGGUUGGGACAAUGAAAAUGCUGUUAUUAAUGAUUUAACUUUAAUUGGAAUUGUUGGGAUUCAAGAUCCUGUUAGACCAGAAGUACCUGAUGCUAUAUUAAAAUGUCAAAAUUCUGGAAUUACUGUUCGUAUGGUAACAGGUGAUAAUAUUGCAACAGCAAGAGCAAUUGCUACACAAUGUGGAAUAUUAAAACCUGGAGAUGAUUUCUUAGCAUUAGAAGGUAAAGAAUUUAACAAAAGAAUUAGAGAUUCUAAUGGUGAGGUAUCUCAAGCUAAAUUAGAUGAAAUAUGGCCUAAAUUGCGAGUAUUAGCUAGAGCACAACCUUCAGAUAAAUAUGUUUUAGUAAAUGGAAUUAUAAAUUCUAAAAUUUCAAAAAAUAGAGAAGUUGUUGCUGUAACUGGUGACGGAACUAAUGAUGGACCUGCAUUAAAAAAAGCUGAUGUAGGGUUUGCAAUGGGCAUUGCUGGAACCGAUGUAGCUAAAGAAGCCUCUGAUAUUAUUUUAACCGAUGACAAUUUUACAUCAAUUGUAAAGGCCGUCAUGUGGGGAAGAAAUGUUUAUGAUUCAAUUUCUAAAUUUUUGCAAUUCCAAUUAACUGUUAAUGUCGUUGCCGUAGUUGUCGCAUUUGUUGGUGCUUGUGCUAUUGAGGAUACUCCUUUAAAAGCUGUCCAAAUGCUAUGGGUUAACUUAAUUAUGGAUACUCUCGCUUCAUUAGCUCUUGCUACAGAAUACCCAACAGAAUCAUUACUUAAUAGAAAACCUUAUGGUAGAACCUCACCUCUUAUUUCAAGCACAAUGUCAAAAAACAUAGUUGGACAUGCUUUAUAUCAAUUGGUUGUUUUGUUCACUUUAAUAUUUUGCGGAGAUACUUUAUUUAGUAUUAAAUCAGGUAGAUAUACCCCUCUUCAUGCUCCACCAACACAACAUUUUACUAUCGUUUUCAAUUCUUUUGUCAUGAUGACACUUUUUAAUGAAAUUAAUGCAAGAAAAAUUCAUGGUGAAAGAAAUAUUUUUAAUGGUAUAUUUUCAAAUCCUAUUUUCUAUUCUAUUUGGAUAGGAACUUUUAUAUUUCAAAUAUUAAUUGUUCAAUUUGGAGGUCGAUGGUUUCAAACAGCUCCUUUAACUGUAGACCAAUGGUUAUGGUGUCUUGCUUUUGGCAUUGGAACCCUUCUUUGGGGACAAGUUGUUACUUCAGUUCCAAUAUCCUGUAUCUCAAAAAGACUUUCAAUUGGAAGAGAAGAUGCUGAAGAAUUUCAGCGGUUUCUUCCAGAAACUCAUAGAUCAGAUGAUCAUCCAGAAAUACGGAAUGGGCAUAUCUUAUGGCUACGUAGUUUAAAUAGACUUCAAACUCAAAUCCGUGUUGUAAAUGCGUUCCAAGCUGGUAUUAAUCGUCAUGAGUCAAUUUAUUUUAGAUAA